Messenger RNA from Fragaria vesca subsp. vesca, 1002 nucleotides. RefSeq names its product tRNA-specific adenosine deaminase 2-like. The record is from RefSeq and is a predicted model, not a curated record. Gene Ontology annotation, molecular function: zinc ion binding; tRNA-specific adenosine-34 deaminase activity. Gene Ontology annotation, biological process: tRNA wobble adenosine to inosine editing. Lineage: Eukaryota; Viridiplantae; Streptophyta; Magnoliopsida; Rosales; Rosaceae. The transcript has 9 exons. The coding region runs from base 15 to 596 and encodes 193 amino acids.
CCUUCAUAGUACCCAUGAUGGCAUCUCUUGGAGAGGAGAACUCUAACGAUGAUACCCUAAUGUUUAUGGAUCUUGCUAUACAACAGGCAAAGCUAGCUUUGGACAGCCUUGAAGUUCCUGUCGGCUGUGUGAUUGUUCGAGAUGGAAAGGUCAUAGCAUCUGGAAGGAAUCGUACUAACGAGACAAGAAAUUCUACAAGGCAUGCAGAGAUGGAAGCCAUUGAUACUCUUCUUCAGCAGUGGAGAGAAAAGAGGCUUUCAACUUCAGAAGUUGCUGAAAUGUUUUCAAAAUGUUACCUCUAUGUUACAUGUGAACCAUGCAUAAUGUGUGCAGCAGCUUUAUCAAUUAUCGGUAUCAAGGAAGUAUUUUAUGGUUGUGCCAAUGACAAAUUUGGUGGGUGUGGAUCAAUACUGUCAUUGCAUUCAAGUAGCUCUGAGGCACCCAGGAAUGGUGGAGUACCACAGGGGAAAGGUUUCAAAUGCACUGGAGGGAUAAUGGCAUCAGAAGCAGUCUUUCUUUUCCACAACUUUUACGAGCAAGGAAACCCUAAUGCUCCAAAGCCUCAUAAACCUCUGGUUCACCAGGCCAUACAAUGAAUAUGAACGGACUUGGUGUGAUCAGAAUAUCAAGUUUUAGUGAACUUGGUCUACUAACCGAAAGAGCUAGUUAUUAAAUAGUUCUUAAUAUUUUCCGGAAGGGGAUGAGGAAUUGGGAAAUUCAGGAGAGAAGGCACGGCCCUAAAGGGCGUGUAGAUGAAACAUUUCUGAAUAUACUUGGCAGGCCCGAAGCUUUCCAGAGUUUGAGACUUGGUUUUUCUUUGUGAGUUUUGCUUUCAUUCCCAUUAUUAUUACACCCUAAUUACUUGCUCCACUUAGAAUUAAUGUUUCGUACUUUUUCGUUCUAAAUUCUAAAAAAAAAUCUCAAGCUAGCUAGGAUGGCUUCGUUGAUGGGAGACGAAGUGAUGCUAACGCUAUUAUAACCGUUUACCAUAACUAUUUCUGG